AUGGCUGCCAGAGACUUCCCGACCAUCAAGGCCGUGAGGUCCUUUGUCAUUGGCGGCGUUGGAUCAGGCGGCGAUUAUCACAAUGUCAAGGGUGGCCACUGGCUCAUCGACAGCGACAUCUCGACUCCCUGCUCGAGAUGGGACCAAUACAAGAAGUCCCGAACCAGCUGGGGCAUCAACGUCCUGGGAUCCUUCCUGGUAGAGAUUGAGUCGUCCGACGGCACGAUUGGCUUUGCCACGGGCUUUGGAGGCCCUCCCGCAUGCUGGCUCGUCCACCAGCACUUCGAGCGAUUCCUACUGGGCGCCGACCCCCGCAACACCAACCUGCUCUUCGAGCAGAUGUACCGGGCGUCCAUGUUCUACGGCCGCAAGGGUCUGGCCACGGCCGUCAUCUCCGUCAUCGACCUGGCUCUCUGGGAUCUCCUGGGCAAGAUCCGCAACGAGCCCGUCUACCGCCUCAUCGGCGGCGCCACCAAGGAGCGCCUCGACUUCUACUGCACCGGCCCCGAGCCCACAGCUGCCAAGUCCAUGGGCUUCUGGGGAGGCAAGGUGCCGCUGCCCUUCUGCCCGGAUGAUGGCCACGAGGGUCUCAGGAAGAACGUCGAGUUCCUGCGAAAGCACCGCGAGGCCGUUGGCCCCGACUUUCCUCUGAUGGUCGACUGCUACAUGAGCUUGAACGUGCCUUACACCAUUGAGAUUGUCAAGGCCACUCUCGACCUCAACAUCAACUGGUGGGAGGAGUGCUUGUCCCCGGAUGACACCGACGGUUUCGAGCAGAUUAAGCGCGCCCACCCUUCCGUCAAGUUCACGACUGGCGAGCACGAGUACUCCCGCUACGGUUUCCGCAAGCUCAUCGAGGGCCGCAACCUCGACAUUAUCCAACCCGACGUCAUGUGGCUCGGCGGUCUGACGGAGCUGCUCCGCGUGUCGGCCAUGGCCGCCGCCUACGAUAUCCCCGUUGUGCCCCAUGCCAGCGGCCCUUACAGCUACCACUUUGUCAUUUCGCAGCCCAACACCCCCUUCCAGGAGUACCUGGCCAACUCGCCCGAUGGCAAGAGUGUGCUCCCCGUCUUUGGCGACCUGUUCAUCGACGAGCCCAUCCCUACCAAGGGUUACCUGACCACGGCUGACCUCGACAAGCCUGGUUUCGGUCUGACCAUCAACCCGGCUGCCCGUGCUAAGCUGAUUCCCAGCGACUACCUGUUCAAGAUGCCUGCGGUGCCAACCCUGGCUCCCCCUAGCCCUCCCAACGAGAGCGAGGAGGCCCCCAAGGAGGUCGCCACUGCUACUUCCGAGUCCAACGGAGUGGUUGAGCAGCUGGCCGCCAAGGUCGAGAGCCUUACCACCACAGAAACCACCGCCUAA
Molecule: messenger RNA, 1365 nt
Organism: Ilyonectria robusta
Lineage: Eukaryota; Fungi; Ascomycota; Sordariomycetes; Hypocreales; Nectriaceae
Product: enolase C-terminal domain-like protein
Exons: 3
Coding region: 1-1365 (454 amino acids)
Biological process (GO): carbohydrate catabolic process
Molecular function (GO): magnesium ion binding; L-rhamnonate dehydratase activity
Source: RefSeq, a predicted model, not a curated record